Messenger RNA from Suricata suricatta (meerkat), 1769 nucleotides. RefSeq names its product dihydrouridine synthase 1 like (gene DUS1L). The coding region runs from base 102 to 1529 and encodes 475 amino acids. Lineage: Eukaryota; Metazoa; Chordata; Mammalia; Carnivora; Herpestidae. Gene Ontology annotation, molecular function: tRNA dihydrouridine synthase activity; flavin adenine dinucleotide binding. The transcript has 13 exons. The record is from RefSeq and is a predicted model, not a curated record. Gene Ontology annotation, biological process: tRNA processing.
GGCUGCGCCGGAGCGGCCUCGGGGAGGUCAGCGCUGCCCCCGGGCGUGACGCCCCGCCGCCUGCGGCUGAGCCGCCCGUCUCCCCCUGCAGUGCGCGGACGAUGCCGAAGCUGCAGGGCUUCGAGUUCUGGAGCCGCACCCUGGGGGGGGCUCGCCACGUGGUGGCGCCCAUGGUGGACCAGAGCGAGCUGGCCUGGAGGCUGCUGAGCCGCCGGCACGGGGCCCAGCUCUGCUACACGCCCAUGCUGCACGCGCAGGUCUUCGUGCGCGACGCCAACUACCGGAAGGACAACCUGUACUGCGAAGUGUGCCCCGAGGACCGGCCCCUCAUCGUGCAGUUCUGUGCCAAUGACCCAGAGGUGUUCGUCCAGGCGGCUCUCCUGGCCCAGGAUUACUGUGAUGCCAUUGACCUGAAUUUGGGGUGCCCGCAGAUGAUAGCCAAGCGGGGUCACUACGGGGCUUUCUUGCAGGAGGAGUGGGACCUGCUCCAGAGAAUGAUUCUCUUGGCACAUGAGAAACUCUCUGUCCCCGUCACGUGCAAAAUCCGUGUCUUCCCAGAGAUCGACAAGACCGUGAAGUACGCUCAGAUGCUGGAGAAGGCCGGCUGUCAGCUGCUGACCGUGCAUGGCCGCACCAAGGAGCAGAAGGGGCCGUUGUCGGGCACCGCGUCCUGGGAGCAUAUUAAGGCUGUGCGGAAGGCAGUAACCAUCCCCGUGUUUGCCAACGGGAACAUCCAGUGCCUGCAGGACGUGGAGCGGUGCAUCCAGGACACGGGCGUGCAGGGCGUCAUGAGUGCAGAGGGCAACCUGCACAACCCUGCCCUGUUUGAGGGCCGCAGCCCUGCCGUGUGGGAGCUGGCCGAGGAGUACCUGGACAUCGUGCGGCAGCACCCCUGCCCCCUGUCCUACGUCCGGGCCCACCUCUUCAAGCUGUGGCACCACACGCUGCAGGUGCACCAGCAGCUUCGGGAGGAGCUCGCCAAAGCGAAGACCCUGGGGGGCAUCGCGGCCGUGAGUCAGGAGCUGAAGCUGCGGUGCCAGGAGGAUAUGUCCAGGCAGAAGGAGGGAGAGAAACCGUCCGGUGGCCUGCCUUUUUUCCACUGGAUCUGCCAGCCCUAUUUCCGGCCAGGGCCCAGGGAAGGGAGCAAGGAGAACGGGGGUGCCCGCAGCAAGCGGGCCCUGGAGGAGGAGGAGGGCGGCACGGAGGUCCUGUCUAAGAACAAGCAGAAGAAGCAGCUGAGGAACCCCCAUAAGACCUUCGACCCCUCGCUGAAGCCAAAAUACGCAAAGUGUGACCAGUGUGGAAACCCAAAGGGCAACAGAUGCGUGUUCAACCUGUGCCGGCGCUGCUGCAAGAAGCGUGCUUUCAGGGAGGCCGCCGACUGCCCAGGUCACGGACUGCUUUUUAAAACCAAAUUGGAGAAGUCUCUGGCCUGGAAGGGAGCCCAGUCCCGACUGCAGGAGCCUCAGCUUGUAGGAUCUGGGGACCCGGGCAGCUUUCCUGAGGUUGUGGGCAGCGCCCUGGCCUGAAGGGCGGCUGGAACCCAACGCACGGCGCCCCCCAAAGUCCCAGGACUGCUGCUGCAGCCUCGCCACGGCCCACUUAACUCAGGGAGUCUCCCGCUGCUCAACAUGGAAGGAUGAGCUGGUCUUGCCCUCGCCCACGCCGGGAGCCCGGAAAUGCUGCACCGGGGAGCAGGCACCCAGGUGGACCUGCCCCUCCUAGCAACGUGUGUGUGCAAAAGCCAACAAUAAACCAUUUCAAAGGUG